Bicyclus anynana (squinting bush brown) is the source of this 4326-nucleotide messenger RNA. RefSeq names its product zinc finger CCCH domain-containing protein 18. The transcript is spliced from 17 exons. The record is from RefSeq and is a predicted model, not a curated record. Bases 356 to 3118 code for a protein of 920 amino acids. Gene Ontology annotation, molecular function: metal ion binding. Lineage: Eukaryota; Metazoa; Arthropoda; Insecta; Lepidoptera; Nymphalidae.
UUGAUGCGGCGCAUAUUGAAGAAUUUUUAAUUAUUCCUUUUAAUACUUCAAGAAUUUACCGUCUAAAUCAUCCCAGUUAAGGUAAGGGCGUAAGUUAACCCUGCAAAAGUUAUGAAAAGUGAUUAUUUAUUAUGUUCAUAUAUAUUUUUCCUAUAUCACAGCCAUGUUGAAGUAGUGUUGAUUUUAUAAGUUUUCGUCGGUUUACUAGAAAGUUAAAGUUUAUUGAAGUUCACAAGUACGUGUGACCAGACACGAGUUUAGUUUGUGUUGUGUUAAUAAAGUUUAAAAGUCCUUACAAAAUGAAAAGUGAUCUAAAGUGCUGCCGAUUCAGGCGUCGAGGCGUCAUCUUCAAGAAAUGGACUCUGAAGACUCUCGAGAUGCUACGGGAGAUGCUCAAUCAACUUCAAGCAGUAGUAGUUCCAGUUCAAGAAGUAGGCGAAGUUCGUCUUCAGAUAGUUCAAAGAAAGAGCCUAAAACCCCACCCCGUUCCCCUCAGUCACCAAGAUUUAAUGGACCCAAAUCUCCCUCACCAGAUAGUCGUUCCCAAAUAUCUGAAAGGUCUGCUAACACUGGUAAACCCCCUCGGUCGCCUGAUAACUUGAGUGAAGCACACUCUGACAUAAAUUCUCCAGAAAAUUCUAUGCCUGCCUCACCUGCAGGCCCUAAAUCACCUGAUGGUCCAAAAUCACCUAGUGAUAUUGGCUCGAAUAUUGGUUCACCAGAAAACCCUGAUCAGUAUUUAUCUGCUCCACACUCUGUUGCAGAAGGCCCUAAAACUCCACAGUCGCGUGGCAGUUCUAUUAAAUCCCCACCAGCCUCUCCAUCAAAUAGGUCCCGACCAAUUACACCAGACUCUGCAUCUCAAGUCACAUCACCUAGGAACCGUGAACCAAGGUCUCCAAGCGGUAGCCCAUCGCCUGAUAGAGGAUCUUAUCAGUCCUCACCACCUAGGUCACCAAUCAAAAAAAAUGAUUGGAGUCCUAAAGAAAAAUGGCGAAGGCAUACAAAAGCUGAACAGAAAAUGGUCUCAAUGCCUCGAAAUAGAAGUAGAUCUGAAUCAAGCCAGUCAAGUAGAAGUUCUACAUACAAUAAAAGGCCAAGCAAUAAAGAUACAGCAACUGAAGCUAUUUCUGAUGGGGAAAUGGAAUCUGAUCAAGAAGAUAGCAAGUUGCGAAGCAAGUCAUUGUCUAGGGAUAAGCAGGACAAGGACCUUAACAUUAGCCAUGAAGAUUUAUCUGAUGUUUCUGAUGAUUCAGAUGGACCAGACAAUACAGAUAAACAGACAAAGAGUAAACCAAAACCACAAUCACCAGACAAGAAAAAUGAUGUCAUUAACGGGAAUGAUGCUACAAGUGCACUUUCAUCACCAAAGUCAGAAAUUGAAAAUGAUACUCCAAAAUUAGAUAAAGUGCCUCAAGAAAAAACAAGUAACAUAGAAGAUGGCGAGGAACAGUUGGACUUUGAAGCAGAAGAAGGUGAAUGUAUCGAACCUGCUAAAACCAAAGACCAGACAAAUGGAGAUGUCGAGCCACAGGGUGUAAAAGCAGAGGAUGUGAAAGCUGCUCGUCGUUCCCGAGGCUCAUCACUGGAGGAAGGGGAAGUCUCGGAUGAGGCAGAGCGGAGACCAGAAGAGAGCGAGCCCAGACCUGUGUGCAGGUUCUUCUCCAGAGGAGCUUGCACUUGGGGCAAUAGUUGCAGGUUUCUCCACCCGGGUGUGACGGACAAAGGCAACUACAACAUGUUCGACGUGGUGCGCGGCGUGCCGCCUGCCGGUGCCUUCCCCGCGCCGCGAGACGCCGCGCCGCCCGAGUCAGCCUGGGAGCGCGGCCUGCGAACAGCUAAAGAGAUGCUGAGAAUAGCGAACAAGCGCAAAGAGCAAGACAUGGACUUCGAGGAGAAGAAGCUUCACCUGUCGGUGGGCGGCGUGGUGCACGACCCGGACGCGGAGCUGGCGUACGCGGCCGCCGCCGUGGGCGCGUCGCCGCCGCACGACGUGCCCGCCGCGCACCGCGACCCCGACAUGUACAGACCUGGACCGUAUGGUGGUGUGAUGUACCGCGGCGGGCGGUUCCCGCGUCCGCCCAUAGACGAGCGCGAGCGGUUCUUCGAGCGGGAGCGGGUUUACGAGCGGGAGCGGGCGUACGAGCGGCCGCCAUACUACGACGAGCACAUGCCCGCGCCGGAAGAUGUACCCUACCAUAAGAGACGCGUACGAUCAUCACGCGAAGUUAUAGUCCAACGCGCCGAGGUGGAAAGACGUGAAGCGCGCGAAGGUCGUGAGGUCCGAGAGACCCGCGUCAGGGAGGGUCGCGAGGGUCGCGAGGGUCGUGAGGGCCGUGAGGGUCGCGAGGGUCGUGAGGGUCGCGGGGACGAGUGGGCUGACCCUUGGAUGCGAGCCGAGCCCGCCGCCCGCCGAAGGAAACCGCAUUCAUCGGAGGAUUCGUACUCGUCUUCUAGCUCUUCAAAUUCCAGUUCGCGUAGUACAGGCAGCCCCGGCGCGCGCCGCAAGCGACGGGCUUCGUCCUCGCGUCAGAGGUUAUCGCCAUCGGUGAUCGUGCGUGAGCGUCGGUUGGCGACCGCUCGCGCCACCGCCAUGAACCCGCCCGCGCCGCGCAGACGUGCUCCCUCGCCGGCUGCUGCGAGGCAACUGAGCGCUAACCCACCUCCGCCCACACAACAUCGGCAUAAGGAUGAACUGGAUCCAUACGGACGCAGCAAAGAUUCCAGUCGCAAUAGAAAUAGGAAAAAAUACUCACGGUCAUCGUCAUCUGGUUCAGAGUCGUCGACAACGUCGAGCGAAUCGGAGAGCGAGUCGCGUUCGUCGUCAUCGUCGGGCAGCUCAGGGGCGCGCCGCGCUCGCCACGCGCGCCUGCUCAACGCUGCCGCGCGCCCACGGAUAAAUCCUAAAUCAAAUGCCGGCCUAGCAGCUGCAGUGUCGACGGCGACUAGCAAAAAAGAAACGUCGAUUGAGAAAGAAGUGAUAAGCAAGAAGCGGUCGGCGACGUCGCCAGUGGGCGGGGCGGCGCCGGCCAAGAAGUCGGUCUCGCGGCGAGAGGAGCUGCUGAAGCAGUUGAAGGCGGUCGAGGAUGCCAUCGCCAGGAAGAGAUCCAAGAUUUAAUAGAGACCUGUGGAGCAUUGGCGAUAGACAUAUUAGUAACAGUAUCGAAAUUAAUGUACAUGACUUUGAUAAUAUAAUCCAAUAGUCAACAAUAUGUUAAUAUGGAUGCGUUACAGGAUUCUGUAAUCCAAAACUGCACAACACAGCGUUUAAACACAGCAGAGUACCUAAUUUGAGACAGCAAUGCUGUCUAAGUCUUUGGCGUGCACUUCAUAGAUGCAUAAACACAAUGCAUACCCUGAGAUUCAUUACCUAUAGCUGUAUACGAGGAGAAAGAGGAAUGGCCACUGGCUCAUACAAUAUCGGCCCAGGGAACCCAGGUAUACCCCCGUAUAAAAGUAUAUGGGGAUGAUAAUAUGAGGUAUAAAUAUACUACAGCCUUUCUUGAUGAGUACUGUUUACCAACAAAGAAAUUACAAAUAAGGGUAGAAAACGCAAGUCAUUUCAUAACUUAUUUAUUUUGAAUUAUGUAUUAUGUAUGGUUUGUAUAUAAAAUACUAAUAAACUAUAUCUAAUCAAACUUAUUUUCAUUAAUUUAAGAACAAGUUAAUUAUAAUUAUUAUUAGGUGUGAAAUGACUAGUGAUUUAUACCCACAUUUUUAAUUUGUUUGUUGGUGAACUAUACUCAUCAAGAAAGGCUGUAGUAUAGUUAAUUAAUUUCCUUAAUAAAAGUAUGUUUUUUUUUCAAUAUAUAUUUUUUAUAACUAUGUUGAUAUGGGCCAAAGCGGCGAAGUAACAUUUGAAGUUGUAUAAUUUUUUUUCUGUUACCACCAAGCUUAACAAACAAUCAAACCAAUCAUAAGUCUUCUAAAAAUAUCUUAAAACUCAGGCUGUAUGGCCAACGAUCUUGGCUUGUCCCUGUUGGACAAAUUAAAGAUGAAUUAAAAAUGACAUAAAACGUUGUAGCAAACUUUUUUUGAUAAAGUAAUGAUUUAAUUAUUAAAGUAGAAUUUUCAAGAUUUAUUUGGAUAUAAGUAAACUUUCGGGUGGUUAGGGUAGGCCUGGGCCGGGGAUGACCAUUCCCCUUUUCAAUCUUGUACAAUUAUUACAUAUAGAGCCUACCCAUGUUAAAAAGCUUAUGCACGCCACUGGCUAUAAGUGAGUUGGUUUUAUCUCUGCUCAGUUUUGAUCUGCCACUUUUGAAUCGCGUAUAAUUAAUAUGCACCUUUUGUCUGUUUGUAAGAAUAAAAAAAAAAUUAAAAGUUUGA